Eremothecium gossypii ATCC 10895 is the source of this 1263-nucleotide messenger RNA. RefSeq names its product Avo2p (gene AVO2). Lineage: Eukaryota; Fungi; Ascomycota; Saccharomycetes; Saccharomycetales; Saccharomycetaceae. The transcript has a single exon. Gene Ontology annotation, molecular function: protein binding. Bases 1 to 1263 code for a protein of 420 amino acids. The record is from RefSeq and is marked provisional.
AUGUUGCCGGACCCAUCGAUUCGUCUCCGCAAUGCAAUUAUAGAGGGGAAACUUAUCAUUGUGAAGCAGGUGCUUCGCAGGUGGCCUGAGCUUCUCACCAAUAUCGAUCCAAGCAACGGCUGGAGCUCACUGCACUACGCAGCGUAUUACGGAAGGUAUCUUAUAUGUGUGCAGCUGAUACAGCAGGGUCACGACAGGCAGGGGACGCUCCGAACGUUCACUGGAAGCACAAGCGUCCAUCUUGCGCUCAAAAAUGGGCACGAGCAGACAACACAUGUUCUGCUACAGAGCUUCCCGCAAACGCUGGCAAGCAAAGACGUGGGCGGCAGGACCCCUGCGCAUAUUGCGUGCAUGCAGGACUAUCACACGUGUUUGAGUCUGCUAUCAAGUGCGGGAGCGGAUCUUUCUCUAACUGACAACGACGGCAACACGCCGCUGCAUAUUGCAAUGAUGUACAACAGUGUUAACUGUAUAAGGCUGUUGGUGCUGGGAUCUCUGAGCGAGGAGGACUACUUACGCAAGAACAACGACAACUGGAAGCCGGAGCAGCUGGCUGGCACCAUGGAGACGCAGCGUGUGUUCCAGAACCUGGUGAAGGAAGCACACAAGCAGCGCGAGUCCGGAGUUCCGCGGCCUGCCUUCCUACAGACCUUGACACUGCCGGGUGCGCACUUGAAGGCCGAAGAACAAACCUGUCCCUCGCUGCUUAACGUGCGUGUCUUCCACGACGCUUCAGCGGAGCCUGACGCUGGCACAAACACACAACCACAAAAAGAGCCAACAACGCUGCUGCCACUGCUUCCAGCGUACCCAAACCAAAAGCCGGCAAAGGGAUAUCCGAAGACACCCACGUCGAACCACUUCAACACCACGCUGUCCUCGGCAACUAACCACUCCAGUAGUUCAUUGACCCGUAUUCGCACAUUCAAUGACUGCUCUUCAUCUCUCUCAUCCGAGACCCAGUCACUCCGCCAACGGGCAAGCGGGAGCCAGGAGGGCCAGUGGUCUGUUAAAAAUGCCUCCGGGCGGUACUUCCACCAAGGUGAUACCAGUUUGAACGCGAUGUCUAACCUUUUACCAGUGAACAACACGCCGCGCAAUCGCGAUGCCGAAUUGAUCAACAAGUACCUAGUGGAAGAUAAGGACCUCCGGACGCCCUCGCCGCUGCCGAUGCACGUACAACACUACACGAAGAGUGAAAAGUCAUCCAGUGGCGGUCAUCAAUCUCUCUUGAACAUCCCAAUUUCAAAAGUACGUAUAUAG